AUGAUUAUUUGUGAUUGGAAGAAUCGACGAGUUGUACGAUGGUCUCGUCGUAGUGGCACAACUCAAGGAGAAAUCCUCCUUGACAAUAUCGAAUGUUAUGGAUUGGCGAUGGAUGAUCAGAGAUAUCUCUACAUCUCUGAUGAGAACAAACAUGAAGUAAGACGAUAUCAACUGGGAGACAAGAAUGGCACUCUCGUGGCUGGUGGCAACGGUAAAGGCGCUGGUCUCAAUCAACUCAACAGGCCGGUCUAUCUCUUUGUCGAUCAACAACAAACUGUCUACGUGUCAGACUUGAAUAAUCAUCGUGUGAUGAAAUGGAAUAAAGGUGCAAAAGAAGGUAUUUUGGUUGCCGGAGGUAAAGCCAGCGGAAAUUCUCUGACACAAUUGUGGUAUCCUAACGGACUGUUCGUCGAUACGUUGGGUACCCUCUAUAUAGCAGACGAGAGGAAUCAUCGAAUAAUGCGUUGGCCUCAAGAAGCAAAACAAGGCUCUGUGAUUGUGGGUGAAAAUGGUGAAGGAGCAGAAGCAAAUCAGCUCAGUCGUCCCGAGGGUUUGUUCUUCGAUCGACAUGGCAAUCUCUAUGUUGCCGAUCGUGGGAAUCAUCGUGUUCAACGAUUUUCUCUAGAAUAG
Molecule: messenger RNA, 630 nt
Organism: Rotaria sp. Silwood1
Lineage: Eukaryota; Metazoa; Rotifera; Eurotatoria; Philodinida; Philodinidae
Source: the annotation of a GenBank genome assembly